CUGAACUUCAAAACAACAGUAUUUUGGCGUCUCUUUUGUAYAGUACCUUGCACGUUGAAAGUUUGCAAGAACAGCUGGUUUUCUGUAAAAUUGUUAACGUAAUAUUACUUUUCAAAGUCUGAACCAUAUUUCUAAGGAUAAAAUCUGAAGUGUUGAACAGGAUUCACACCGAAAAUGGCCUCGGUUCUUCCUCCGAUGUGUGGUAAGCUUACAUGUACAUCUAACAACACAGUCGAUCAACAUUCACAAAAGCAAAWCCAUGGCAAGAGAUUGACAAUGGUUGAAAGAGCAAGACUUGAGGCUCUGGCAGCAUUUGGAAAUGAAGGUUUUGACUCCUUGUCUAUGAAAAAAGAUGACUUCCAUGCCAAACUGCAGUCAUCAGUGACCAAGACUACCAGUACAAAUCAAUCAAGAGCUUUAACAAGGCUUGAAAGAGCAAAAAUGGAAGCAAAUUCUGCCUUCAAAAACGUCAAACUGGGACAAAUGAUACCAAAUCGAAAUAAAAGAAAACUUCAAGAUAGUGACUCUCAAAAUCAAGUUCCUAAGAAAAAGAUCCUGACUCGCCURCAGAAGGCCAAGGUUGAAGUUGAUAAGGCGUUUGAGAAUGUCUCUCUCUCCACAAUUCCCAAAAAGAGAAGUAGRCUGGAGGAAGAAAAGAUUAUAAGCAAUUACAAAGGCAAAACAGAAAGAAAGAAGGCAGAGAACCAUUGUGUAUCCAAUACAUUGCCAGUUUCUACAAGAAGAAUAACCAGAUCAGAGAGUGCAAAASUUGUAGCUKUCAAAUCUUCAAAAGGCAGUGAGCUAGAAAGGCUCCCAUUAUCUGACAGCAACAAACAAUCUGUUUCAUCAGAUACAAAAAAGGAGUURUUAGAGCCAAAAAAUGACACAGAAGUAGAAGAAAGAAAUCUGAACAGAAUUGAAAAAGCAAAGCUGGAAGCAAUUGAAAGCUUCAAAGGAGAGCAUUUUGAAGAGAUUUGCAAAGAAUCCAAGAAAAUUGUUGCAAAAUAUCUCAACCCRAAGCUCUCAAAACAGUCUGAACCUGAACCAUCAUCCAAGACAAAAGAAACCUACUUGAGCACUACUUUGAUCGAGUCACAUAAAAAGCAAGUUACACCUGCCUAUUCAGCACAAAUGUUGCACAGAAAAAAAGACCCAGCAGUCACCUCAUCUCAAACACUUGACAAAGAAGAAAUAUUGCAAUCCACAAAACAGGAAUGCAUGGCUACUCCAUUACAAGCAAGAAGUAACAASCAAMCUACAUGUGGACAAGCUUACUCAAAGUUAUCUAGUAAGCUUAAUGCAGGAAGUAYRUGGGUUACCYCAUCUWCAUCCCACCGAGAAAGCUACAUGCAGCCCAACAUUGAUUUGUACUCCAGUAUUAAGGGCGAUGAGAACUUUAACGACCACACAGUUCUUUUGGAGACAAGUAAAAGGGUGGUCGAAACAGCAGUAAGUCUUGAAACACCCRAGGGAUCACCAAUGUUAAAUAUAAAGUGAAAAAGAACUUUGAAACAAUAUUGAUACUUGGUACAUGUAAAAAUACACAGUGAUUGGUUCUUGAAAACUCAUGCAAUGAAAAUAACUACCUAAUAAAUCUCAACAUUUUCAACGUGUCAUCUUGAAGGUAGCUUUUCCUUUGUUAAAAUAAAAGAACACCUUUUCACCGAGCUAUAAACAUUUACCAUAAUGGCUGCAUUUGUGCUUUUCCAAAAUAAGAUAGAUAUCAAUAUUUUGUCACUGUAUCAUCAAAGAACUAUCAGAAAUAAACGUUUUUGGAACGUUAAUGUAGAACUCUGGACAAAAUAGGAAAAAAGUUGCGGUGAAAUGAAAAUAUAAAGAAA
Molecule: messenger RNA, 1841 nt
Organism: Exaiptasia diaphana
Lineage: Eukaryota; Metazoa; Cnidaria; Anthozoa; Actiniaria; Aiptasiidae
Exons: 4
Coding region: 175-1497 (440 amino acids)
Source: RefSeq, a predicted model, not a curated record